CUCAAUAUUUUCAGGAUUCAUGGCGUAGAGGCUGGCAUGCCUACUGCAAUUUUUCAUGGAUAUCUCACAACAUCGUCAUUGUUCAGUCGAGAGCAAAUCAUUGCUCAGAUCACAGAAGGGGAUGACAUGAAACUCUACUAUCUUUCCAGAAUCAGUCGUGAAUGCCUUACUUCAGGUUCUCCUCCACCAUUUCGUGGCAUCGAAGAAUCACCGGCAGUGUUUAAUUGCAGCAAUGGAGGCAUACUACUGCCGAACAGUACUUGCGUUUGCCCGCCGUUUAUUUCGGGACCGCAGUGCGAUAUCAUCUCCGUACAAUCUAACUUGGACACCAGUCACCAGUCGUUCAUUUUGGUGCUGAACUUGCGCUCCACCAUGGCUUACGAUCUUCACCAGCUGAUUAAUCAGGUAAAAUCGAUGUCGAGAAUGAUACCACGCCUCUCUGACAGCGUUGUUUCAGCUACCAAUCUGGAAAACAGUUACUUCAUGAAAAACGAGAUCUUCACGUCAUCCGACGCCCUACUCGAUUAUCUCAAUGGUGUUGUAAUAUCGACCGGUGAUACCGAUCAACCUACGAUUUCUGCUAUUAACAGCGUUCACUCAUCGUUAAUGCAUCCGGCUUCCGUGGUGUAUGUAUUUGCUGAUUCGGCUGCUUCGGAUGCGAGAUCGUUCAAUCCGAAAUUAUCGUCAUCCUCGCCUGAAAUGCUAGCUAUACAGCGGACGUUGGCAUGGAGGAAUAAAUUGGCGAUUUUUCUCUCCGAGACUGACUCUGAUCCGAUUGAUUAUUUUGGCGACUAUUUCGAUGUGUUCCGUCGUCUCGUCAGGGCAACACAAGGAGAUCUGAUCGUAAUCGAAAAGACACGUGUGACGGAAGUAAGAGGAAAAAGAAAUGAGUUUUUAGUAAGGGUUUCAUUCAAAAAUUUAAUGCCCCGUAUUAAGUUAAUCCGAACGACUGCGACAGCAACGACCAUGAUUACGGUAACUGCAAAGAAGCAGUCGAGUGUCAAUAUCCGAGUCUGGAUAAAUUCACCCAAUACUGUAUUUAUUGGUUCGAGUCCAGACCCAGCCGUUGAUGUUGGCAGUACCGUCGUCAGUUCAGGUACAAUAUUGACCAUUCCAUCAGAUAUAGUUGGUCUAGUAUUUCGCCGUCAUUCAUUUUUUUCCAGCGUUGCUAAUGAACCCUCACCGGUUGCAAUGAAGUGCUUCAAUGGCGGGACACUUCAAGGCGGUGGCGUAUGCAACUGCACUGCAUUCUUUUAUGGUCCAAACUGCGCGACACCUGUCUGCCUAAACGGCGGCGUCCAGGAGAAAUUCCCCGGCAACGGUCGACCGCUUUGUCAAUGCCCGGUUGGCUACGGUGGCGAUCACUGUGAAGUUUGUGAGUAUCGUCCUCAUCAUCUACUCAUUUUGUAUUGUCUCUUGACAAAGCUGUUUUCCCUAUUCAUCGUCAGAGUGCUUUUCUGCCCGUCUCCAUUAAGUCUUUCUUAUUACUUUUUAUCGCUUUCUAGAAACUCUCAGUCUAUCUCGCAACCAUCGACGGCCGCUCUUUUGCAAACGAUCAACAGCAUUUCCUAUGAUAAAUCCUCUAUAUUCCUUUUCACAGAUGCCAUUCCUGUUGCGAACACACAAAGAACAGAUGUGACGAAUAUCGUUGUGGCAGCAAUCGAACGUCAACUUCAAAUCAACAUCGUUAUUACGGCUCCGUACCAAAUGAACGAAAUGUGUAUACAAUCUUCCGAUGCUGGUAUCUAUUCACUAAUGGCAUUACAAACGGGUGGCACUAUUGUGAAUCUCUGCCAACCAUAUUUCAACUCUUAUCCGAGGGAUAUAAUUACCGAGGUAGAAUUCACCUUCUUCACCGGUUACGGAAUGACCCAUCAUCAUGUGGAAACACUACGAGAAACGGUAGUCGAGGACUGUUCCGUGCUUUUUGUGACGGACUUUUUUGUUGACGAUCCAACCACGCAAGUGUAUGCGUUUGUCAACAGCGGUACUGUAUUCCAGCAGGUUUUGCAAUGUCGGCUGAUGGCUUGUUUUUUAAAAAACAACUUCAGAUACGCUUUGCAAGUACAGUCGGUGGGAAAUUCGACGAAAGGGCCCUGUAGUGUCAGAAUAGUCGAGAAGACACAGCUGGCGGUGUACCUUGCUUUCACAUCAGACCCAUCGAAAGACAGUCCUUUUCUAACGCUCAAUUACGGUACGCAGAUUGAGGUUUCUAUUACUAUGAUUCGCCUUUACUAA
Haemonchus placei is the source of this 2238-nucleotide messenger RNA. NCBI's taxonomy places the organism in Eukaryota, Metazoa, Nematoda, Chromadorea, Rhabditida, Trichostrongylidae. The record is from the annotation of a GenBank genome assembly.